Messenger RNA from Prorocentrum cordatum, 1573 nucleotides. The record is from the annotation of a GenBank genome assembly. Lineage: Eukaryota; Dinophyceae; Prorocentrales; Prorocentraceae.
CGAAAAUAUUGUCCAUCUACUGGAGGAAGAAGGGCCGGAUCGAGGGAUGGGACAGAUCGGAACCAGGCGCGCGCAUGUCGAUACAUAGCAGCGGUAGUUCCCACCUGCUGCGAUGCAUGGCAUCAGCCUUACUCGGCACGAGUGGUCGUCUGCUGCGCGGCAGAUCCUUCCAGCGUGCGACGCACGGCGCUGCAUUGCCACCAUGCCAACGACAGAUGGGGUCAAAAGUGUUCGGACAAGAAUUGGGUCGGGCAUGUCCUCCUACAGGCGGAUUUCGGAAUCAAAUGGACAAGAUCAAUCGACAAAUCGUCCCCCGACGAUGUGUCUACCAUGCUCGAAUGUUCCUUCUGUAGAGGUGCAUGCCCGACUUAAGGCCAAAGUGGUCGGAGGAGCCGGCGCGCAGCUGCACGCCGGCCACGUCGCCGUGCCCAUCACGCCAACGCCCAUACCUCGUCCUGCACCGAGCCACCAGGGCACCACCACAGGCUGCCGCACUGCACUCCGCGGCUGCCGCGAGUAACCACCAGGCCCGCGAGGGCCACCACGCCCGCUUUCGCCUCGACUUGCGCGAGGUCAUCGGGGCACUUUCGCGGGCUACCGCGCUGGCGUUGAGGAAACCGGGCCGGUACUGAUACCGCUACUCCCGGACGUCCGGGGUUCGUUCUGACCAGGAUCUCGGGGCGAAUCCGGACGUGGCGACGAGGGCCUCCCAGGAGGCCCAAAAGGGCGAAACGAGGGAAACGUAGCGGCAUCGGAAUCGGCACCUCUCCCUCCUCUGCGCAUUCUGCAACUGCCGCGCGCAGCACUAGCAGGGCAGAAGCGGAUCCCUCGCCGCGCCCUCGGGACACCGGAGGGUCAGAUAGGGCGGGGAAGGGCGUCACGAGUAGGUCCUCCCUCACCUCGAGUCGUCACCUCGUCCCCUCACCCACCACGAACAGGUGUCACGACCCGGGCCCCGAACCUGUGGGGCAAGCGUCACCUCUUUGGCGAGCGGGCGAGCGGCAGAGCGAGCGACGCGUCCGCGGUCGCCUCCAGCCCGCCGAGCGGGAGGUCACCGGGCAGCAGCACGUUGAACGCCAAGCUGAGCCGCGAGGGGACACCGCCACGGGACUCCGCGCAGGUAGCCGCACCCGCGCCCGCCGGGACCACGUGUUGAGAGCCACGGCGGGAACAUGAGGAGCUCCCCUGGCUCGGGGUCGUGGAUCACCGAAGAAGGUAAAAAAGCACAGCCGGAAGCUCUGGAUGUCCGCGCGAAUGCCUUGAUCCGCGCUGGGCACCAUCCAGCGGCGCCUCCAGCGCCUCCUCUGGCGCGCUCCGCUCGCCAGGGAGGGGGGCCCAGCGCAGCUCCGAGAAAUCCGCGCGGACUUCCGAGAGACCUUGCCGGUGCCGCUUCCCUUCUGCGACAUCACGCGCUUGCCAAAUGGCGGCACGGAGCCUCGUGGGUCUUCCAGGAUGAUGGGCGCCGCUCCGGCCGGCACGCGCAGGUAGAGCACGCCCGAGACCGUGGCAUCCGGGUGGAUGCGCCGGAGAACCCAGAAGCGCCAGAAGCACACCACAGCCACAGCGCUGCCAG